This is a messenger RNA of Pelobates cultripes (western spadefoot toad), 9297 nucleotides long. The record is from the annotation of a GenBank genome assembly. Lineage: Eukaryota; Metazoa; Chordata; Amphibia; Anura; Pelobatidae.
AUGUGGAUGCCUAUUUAUUCUAUAGAUGUGGCAGCUGUUCCAUGUGGACGUGACCUUUUGGUGAAUUUGUGCCAAGACCUUCUGGAGACCUGGAUCUGCCUUCUUGGGUCCAUCAGACCAGGGACCUGCAGCCGUCUAAGAGUGUGAGGAUAAAUAUCUCUAUAUAAUGUGACUGUCUGUGCCCCCCCCCCGUCAGAUCAGAGUGUGGAUAAAUAUUUCUAUAUAAUGUGGAUGUCCGCGCCUCACCCCCCCAGUCAGAGUGAGCAUGAAUAUCUCUAUAUAAUUUGACUGUGUGCGCUCCGCCCCAUUCCCUGGUGUCCCUUGGUAUAAUGUUGAUGUCUCUCUCUUUCUGUCUGUCUUUCUCAGUGUAAUGUUGAUGUGUCUCUCUCAGUAUAAUGUCUCUCUCGGUAUAAUGUUGUCUUGCUCUCUCUCUCUCAGUGUUAUGCUGAUGUGUCUAUAUAAUGUCUCGAUUAAUCGUAAAGGCCUGUCCUGGCUGAGUCAGAGCUUGCCGUUCAUAUCACAGCUCCAGAUACUAUUAACGGGUGAGUCUAAUAAUUAUAUCAUUAUUGUACAUAGCGUGUAAAGGUCCCUUUUCAUGUCUACGUGUGCGGCCACGCGCUUUGCAUCCAGAGCCCAAGCCGACAACGACAAGCAACCUUUGAAUGUUGCCAUUUAUUCUUUCCAGCUAGCACCGGGACCAUGUCAGUGAUUUGAAGUGGUUAUGGAGUUUGCAGUUUUGAUUAAUCCCUCUCAUUGGCCAGCCUGGAAAAAUGCUUCCUGGCAAAUAUUGACAGACGCUCAUUCAGUGGCUGGGAGUAGUCAGCGGACACACUCAGCCAAUCAAUGAGUGGCAGGAUUGACAUCUUACUUUUGCUGCUCUGCAGAGGAAAGAUGUCAUAAAGCUGCCUUCAGAGCAGGAGCCUGCGGAGACCCAGGUUAGAGGACAACGUGCUUACCAGGAAACAGUGCAAGGGUACUCCCACCAUCUGUAGUGGUUGUGGUGGGUGGAGUAAGGCUUUAUCUAUUAACCAGUGUCUCCCCUUUACACCUAUUACACCUAGCACUUUUCUCCUCUUCCCACAAUGCUCCCUUUCCCUGUCCCUAUUUCUCAGAUAUACUAAUGACUUUAAAUGCAUGUUCUCUCCCCAGAUCCUGAUCUUGAAGUGUGUCUGCACACGAUGCGCCUCUUCCAGUCUGUGGUGCUUGAGUCAGAUAGCCUAAGACACUUCCAGAAUGAGCUUCACAAAUUCAUGCCACGGAUCAUGGAGCUAUCACAUAGCCGCAGCACCGAGCUCCAGGCAUUGGCCUGUGAACUGCUGGAGGAAAUGAAGAGGCUAGAGAAAGAGGGGUAAUGUGGGGAUACCCAAAUUCCUGUGUGAUGUCACCACUUGCAUGUGUCACUCCCUCCUUGUGAUGUCACUCCCUGCAUGUGAGGUCACUCCUGCUUAGUUACAAGUCCUGUUCAGCAUUCCAGUUAAUGAUGUGUUUAUCACAUUCACUAUUUAAAUGCAUUACGUUUACUGACACCAAUAUAGCUCUGUUUUGUUUGCAAAAUGUUUCGUUUUUUUCUUUUUUUCUACAUAAUCAAUAAACUUCCAUUUUACUGUGUUCAUGUUUUCAUUAUGAUUGAUAAUGUCACUUGGGGAUGACUUCGCCCUCUUGACAUGUUUCUAACGCAAAGUAGGACACAGUGGGGAUAUUAAUCUGACGUAACACUAUUAUCCUUAUUUAAAAUCCUUACACCAAGGAUCUAGAUCAGUAUUCAGCCUAGUUGUUAUAUCAAUGAAUAUCUAGAUCAGUAUUCAGCCUAGUCGUUAUAUCAAUGAAUAUCUAGAUCAGUAUUCAGCCUAGUCAUUAUAUCAAUGAAUAUCUAGAUCAGUAUUCAGCCUAGUCGUUAUGUCAAUGAAUAUCUAGAUCAGUAUUCAGCCUAGUCAUUAUAUCAAUGAAUAUCUAGAUCAGUAUUCAGCCUAGUCGUUAUAUCAAUGAAUAUCUAGAUCAGUAUUCAGCCUAGUCGUUAUAUCACUGAAUAUCUAGAUCAGUAUUCAGCCUAGUCGUUAUAUCACUGAAUAUCUAGAUCAGUAUUCAGCCUAGUCGUUAUAUCAAUGAAUAUCUAGAUCAGUAUUCAGCCUAGUCUUUAUAUCAAUGAAUAUCUAGAUCAGUAUUCAGCCUAGUCGUUAUAUCAAUGAAUAUCUAGAUCAGUAUUCAGCCUAGUCGUUAUAUCAAUGAAUAUCUAGAUCAGUAUUCAGCCUAGUCAUUAUAUCACUGAAUAUCUAGAUCAGUUUUCAGCCUAGUCGUUAUAUCACUGAAUAUCUAGAUCAGUAUUCAGCCUAGUCGUUAUAUCACUGAAUAUCUAGAUCAGUAUUCAGCCUAGUCGUUAUAUCAAUGAAUAUCUAGAUCAGUAUUCAGCCUAGUCUUUAUAUCAAUGAAUAUCUAGAUCAGUAUUCAGCCUUGUCGUUAUGUCAAUGAAUAUCUAGAUCAGUAUUCAGCCUUGUCGUUAUGUCAAUGAAUAUCUAGAUCAGUAUUCAGCCUAGUCGUUAUAUCACUGAAUAUCUAGAUCAGUAUUCAGCCUAGUUGUUAUAUCAAUGAAUAUCUAGAUCAGUAUUCAGCCUUGUUAUAUCAAUGAAUAUCUAGAUCAGUAUUCAGCCUAGUCGUUAUAUCAAUGAAUAUCUAGAUCAGUAUUCAGCCUAGUUGUUAUAUCAAUUAAUAUCUAGAUCAGUAUUCAGCCUAAUCGUUAUAUCACUGAAUAUCUAGAUCAGUAUUCAGCCUAGUCAUUAUAUCACUGAAUAUCUAGAUCAGUUUUCAGCCUAGUCGUUAUAUCACUGAAUAUCUAGAUCAGUAUUCAGCCUAGUCGUUAUAUCACUGAAUAUCUAGAUCAGUAUUCAGCCUAGUCGUUAUAUCAAUGAAUAUCUAGAUCAGUAUUCAGCCUAGUCUUUAUAUCAAUGAAUAUCUAGAUCAGUAUUCAGCCUUGUCGUUAUGUCAAUGAAUAUCUAGAUCAGUAUUCAGCCUAGUCGUUAUAUCAAUGAAUAUCUAGAUCAGUAUUCAGCCUAGUCGUUAUAUCACUGAAUAUCUAGAUCAGUAUUCAGCCUAGUUGUUAUAUCAAUGAAUAUCUAGAUCAGUAUUCAGCCUUGUUAUAUCAAUGAAUAUCUAGAUCAGUAUUCAGCCUAGUCGUUAUAUCAAUGAAUAUCUAGAUCAGUAUUCAGCCUAGUUGUUAUAUCAAUUAAUAUCUAGAUCAGUAUUCAGCCUAAUCGUUAUAUCAAUGAAUAUCUAGAUCAGUAUUCAGCCUAGUCAUUAUAUCACUGAAUAUCUAGAUCAGUAUUCAGCCUAGUCGUUAUAUCACUGAAUAUCUAGAUCAGUAUUCAGCCUAGUCGUUAUAUAAAUGAAUAUCUAGAUCAGUAUUCAGCCUAGUCUUUAUAUCAAUGAAUAUCUAGAUCAGUAUUCAGCCUUAUCGUUAUGUCAAUGAAUAUCUAGAUCAGUAUUCAGCCUUGUCGUUAUGUCAAUGAAUAUCUAGAUCAGUAGUCAGCCUUGUCAUUAUACAAAGAAGUAUGCAAUCCUCCUUGCCCCUCUCCCCUGGUAUUGUGUAGCUGACAGUUACUAUUGGCUAAAGUGGAUUGUAACAGGGAGUGAUACAGUUGCACAAUUGGCUUGCCUACUAAAUACUGCAAGUAUGUAAGAUCAAUUAAACGUGGAUCUAAUUAUAUGAAGUGUAUAAGUAGUCAAUAAAGCUGACAAGUGCUUUCGAGGGCACCCCUCUUAUGCCCCACACCUCCAAAGGAGAGACCAAUCAAAACAUGGAGGGGGUCUAAUAGAUAAUAAAACCGUCUCCUGGAAGAAUGCACUUUGUGGGGAAACAUGCGUCAGAAUGUAGAUGUACAGUGUGCAAAUCCUCUUCAUAACAGCUGUGUCACGGCAUGGUGCCUAAUUUAUUGUUGCACUCUAUAUAAUAUUGUCCUUUAAUGUAAUUUGUGUAGUGCAUAGAUGAACUGGCUGCCUGGCAGAGGUGGUAUUGUGAAUGUCAAAAGGGGGUUAAUUUGAUUGUAUGGGAGGUCAGAAGGUUUAUGGCUUUAAUUCCUCUUUGAAGCUGUGACCCCAGCAGAGCUACUCUGUAAGGUGUGAGAAGUUACACAUAAGUGGCCUGGAAGUGUAAUUUAAAUAUAAACUAACACUCUCUAAUUUGCCAUAUGUCUAGAUUCCCUCUUAGAUAGGGGGUCCUUUGAUAUGUUAAUGGACAUUAGCCUUGUGUUCCGGUAUCAUAUCCAAAAGAAACAUUAAUACUUACCCACAAACUAAUAAUUAAACCUAAUUUUUAUAUUUAGAAUGGGACAAGCAAGCACAAUCUUCUAAUCAAGCCUAAACAUGAUUUGUGUAACUUUACCAUAUGGGAAGGGAUUGUUUGCUACAUUGGGUCACAAGUAAGGAGUAUGACAUAUAUAUGGAAUGAAAAAAUGGUAACAAAUUCAUAGAUGCAAUUAUUUUUUCUGUGGCAAGUACAUAAGAGAAGAUAGAACCAAAUGUUUCCAUUUGGAUUGAUGUUGGUCUGGAACACAAGGGGGUGGUCACUUAUAGUUACUAUAGGUCCGCCUUAUCUCCCCCUCGGGGCCAGGCUAGGUAAUCCACAGGGUACAUCUCUUAACGAUAUUGAAGUGUGGAUUGUACUUGCUUGGGACCAAAAUCUAAUUUCGAAUGAGUCACCAUCUUCCUUGCCAGAGACCCCAUGGGCACAAGUUUUACUUUGGAAACCUGAGUAAGUGAUUAGGUCUUCUGUUAUUUUAUCCUUUUUGGUUUUUAUCUAUUGUUGGUGUAAAUAAUUUAUCAUCUAUUUUUUGUAUACACUGACUAUUUUUACUCAUAAUAAAUAUUCCUUUAUUAAGUUCUGCCUUUGUCUGGUAACAAAUCACGAUACCUGAAGUGACUAAUUAGUGGUUUGCAAUUGCUUAGAUAUUAUGUUGUAUUUGGUGGAUUUUUAUUAUUAAGUUUCCCACAAUGCUCUGUUCCCUCUGGUAGGUGGCUCUGUGUUACCCACAAUGCUCUGUUUGCGCCGGUAGGUGGCUCUGUGUUACCCACAAUGCUCUGUUUCCGCCGGUAAGUGGCUCUGUGUUACCCACAAUGCUCUGUUUCUAUCAAAUUUCCCUACCUUGUGAAAAUCCCUUACCCUCAUCACUUCCGGUGAGGGGAAUCCACUGGAUCCUGUGCUGCACAUGCGUGCUAGCACUCCUGCAACUCCUCCACAGCAAGGUCCUGGAAGGUAAGUAAAACUAGUUUUACACUUUCAUUAUAGUUAGUGCAUUCACUAAGCUUAGGCACAUGGGACAUUUAGGGUUAAGUGAGGGUUCAAAUUAGGGUUAGGUAAGUGAUUUUAACCUCUCUCACACUCUAUUCUUACCCUAACCCUUGGGGUAAGGGUUAAAAUAAAGUGUGAGAAAUCACUAUUUAGAAAUAUUCCCCUAAUGUGAAAUAUCACUAAAUAUGAACAAGUCCCUAAUCCUAAUUUGAACCCUAACAUUAACCCUAAAUGUCCCAUGUCCUAAGCUUAGUGAAUGCACUAACUAUAAUGAAAGUGUAAAACUAGUUUUACUUACAUUCCAGGACCUGGCUGUGUUACUUUUUUUCCAGGACCUGGCUGCGUUACUUACCUUCAAGGACAUGGCUGUGUUAUUUACCUUCCAGGACCAGGCUGUGUUAAUGGCUGUGUUAGUUACCUUCCAGGACCUGGCUGUGUUACUGGCUGUGUUAUUUACCUUCCAGGACCUGGCUGUGUUACUGGCUGACCUGGCUGUGUUACUGUGUUACUGACCUUCCAGGACCUGGCUGUGUUAAUGGCUGUGUUACUGACCUUCCAGGACCUGGCUGUGUUACUGGCUGUGUUACUGACCUUCCAGGACCUGGCUGUGUUACUGGCUGUGUUACUGACCUUCCAGGACCUGGCUGUGUUAAUGGCUGUGUUACUGACCUUCCAGGACCUGGCUGUGUUAAUGGCUGUGUUAUUUACCUUCCAGGACCUGGCUGUGUUAAUGGCUGUGUUAUUUACCUUCCAGGACCUGGCUGUGUUAAUGGCUGUGUUAUUUACCUUCCAGGACCUGGCUGUGUUAAUGGCUGUGUUAUUUACCUUCCAGGACCUGCCGCUGUGUUACUGGCUGUGUUACUGACCUUCCAGGACCUGCCUCUGUGUUACUGGCUGUGUUACUGACCUUCCAGGACCUGGCUGUGUUAAUGGCUGUGUUAUUUACCUUCCAGGACCUGGCUGUGUUACUGGCUGUGUUAUUUACCUUCCAGGACCUGCCGCUGUGUUAAAGGACCACUAUAGUGCCAGGAAAACAUACUCGUUUUCCUGGCACUAUAGUGCCCUGAGGGUGCCCCCACCCUCAGGGACCCCCUCCCGCCCGGCUCUGAAAAGGGGAAAGGGGUAAUAACUUACCUUUUUCCAGCGCUGGGCGAGAGCUCUCCUCCUCCUCUCCGCCUCCGUUCGGCCCGCCGGCUGAAUGCGCACGCGCGGCAAGAGCUGCGCGCGCAUUCAGCCUGUUGCAUAGGAAAGCAUUUACAAUGCUUUCCUAUGGACGCUGGCGUGCUCUCACUGUGAUUUUCACAGUGAGAAGCACGCAAGCGCCUCUAGUGGCUGUCAAUGAGACGGCCACUAGAGGAUUAGGGGGAAGGCUUAACCCAUUCAUAAUUAUAGCAGUUUCUCUGAAACUGCUAUAAUUAUGAAAAAAUGGGUUAACCCUAGAAGGACCUGGCACCCAGACCACUUCAUUAAGCUGAAGUGGUCUGGGUGCCUAGAGUGGUCCUUUAAUGGCUGUGUUAUUUACCUUCCAGGACCUGGCUGUGUUAAUGGCUGUGUUAUUUACCUUCCAGGACCUGGCUGUGUUAAUGGCUGUGUUACUGACCUUCCAGGACCUGGCCGUGUUACUGGCUGUGUUACUGACCUUCCAGGACCUGGCUGUGUUAAUGGCUGUGUUACUGACCUUCCAGGACCUGGCUGUGUUAAUGGCUGUGUUACUGACCUUCCAGGACAUGGCUGUGUUACUGGCUGUGUUACUGACCUUCCAGGACCUGGCUGUGUUACUGGCUGUGUUACUGACCUUCCAGGACCUGGCUGUGUUAAUGGCUGUGUUACUUACCUUCCAGGACCUGGCUGUGUUAAUGGCUGUGUUACUGACCUUCCAGGACCUGGCUGUGUUAAUGGCUGUGUUACUGACCUUCCAGGACCUGGCUGUGUUAAUGGCUGUGUUACUGACCUUCCAGGACAUGGCUGUGUUACUGGCUGUGUUACUGACCUUCCAGGACCUGGCUGUGUUACUGGGUGUGUUACUGACCUUCCAGGAACUGGCUGUGUUACUGGCUGUGUUACUGACCUUCCAGGACCUCGCCGUGUUAAUGGCUGUGUUAUUGACCUUCCAGGACCUGGCUGUGUUACUGGGUGUGUUACUGACCUUCCAGGACCUGGCUGUGUUAAUGGCUGUGUUACUGACCUUCCAGGACCUGGCUGUGUUACUGGCUGUGUUACUGACCUUCCAGGACCUGGCUGUGUUACUGGCUGUGUUACUGACCUUCCAGGACCUGGCUGUGUUACUGGCUGUGUUACUGACCUUCCAGGACCUGGCUGUGUUACUGGCUGUGUUACUGACCUUCCAGGACCUCGCCGUGUUAAUGGCUGUGUUAUUGACCUUCCAGGACCUGGCUGUGUUACUGGGUGUGUUACUGACCUUCCAGGACCUGGCUGUGUUACUGGCUGUGUUACUGACCUUCCAGGACCUGGCUGUGUUACUGGCUGUGUUACUGACCUUCCAGGACCUGGCUGUGUUACUGGGUGUGUUACUGACCUUCCAGGAACUUGCUGUGUUACUGGCUGUGUUACUGACCUUCCAGGACCUGGCUGUGUUACUGGCUGUGUUAUUUACCUUCCAGGACCUGGCUGUGUUACUGGCUGUGUUAUUUACCUUCCAGGACCUGGCUGUGUUACUGGCUGUGUUAUUUACCUUCCAGGACCUGGCUGUGUUACUGGCUGUGUUACUGACCUUCCAGGACCUGGCUGUGUUAAUGGCUGUGUUACUGACCUUCCAGGACCUGGCUGUGUUACUGGCUGUGUUACUGACCUUCCAGGACCUGGCUGUGUUACUGGCUGUGUUACUGACCUUCCAGGACCUGGCUGUGUUAAUGGCUGUGUUAUUGACCUUCCAGGACCUGGCUGUGUUAAUGGCUGUGUUAUUUACCUUCCAGGACCUGGCUGUGUUACUGGCUGUGUUACUGACCUUCCAGGACCUGGCUGUGUUAAUGGCUGUGUUACUGGCUGUGUUACUGGCUGUGUUAAUGGCUGUGUUACUGACCUUCCAGCUGACCUUCCAGGACCUGCUGUUAAUGGCUGUGUUACUGACCUUCCAGGACCUGGCUGUGUUACUGGCUGUGUUACUUACCUUCCAGACCUGGCUGUGUUACUGGCUGUGUUACUUACCUUCCAGGACCUGGCUGUGUUACUGGCUGUGUUACUUACCUUCCAGGACUGGCUGUGUUACUGGCAGUGUUACUGACCUUCCAGGACCUGGCUGUGUUACUGGCUGUGUUACUGACCUUCCAGGACCUGGCUGUGUUAUGGCUGUGUUACUGACCUUCCAGGACCUGGCUGUGUUACUGGCUGUGUUACUGACCUUCCAGGACCUGGCUGUGUUACUGGCUGUGUUAGUGACCUUCCAGGACCUGGCUGUGUUAAUGGCUGUGUUACUGACCUUCCAGGACCUGGCUGUGUUAAUGGCUGUGUUAUUUACCUUCCAGGACCUGGCUGUGUUAAUGGCUGUGUUACUGACCUUCCAGGACCUGGCCGUGUUACUGGCUGUGUUACUGACCUUCCAGGACCUGGCUGUGUUAAUGGCUGUGUUACUGACCUUCCAGGAUCCAGCUGAUUCCCCUCACCGGAAGUGACGAGGUGGGGAAUCUGAUAGACCAGCGGUUGGUUUCGCUGUUCGCGGUGCCAGCUGUUCGGUGACGUAGGUCCCUGGUUGCCAUGGUGAUAGAGACAUCAAUUCCCGCGUCAGAGCCUUUCGUUACUAAGCAACUGGGUGGGACAUGAAGAUGCUGACGUAAGAGAUACGUAACCGGGGCGUGGCCAUGCCUCGAUCGGGGCGGGGUUAGGGGCGUGUCUUGGAGCCAAGAUUAUUGGAGACACGUGACUCCGUCAUUUACUGACAGACCGAGCCGGGGGCCACACUGAGAGCCGGGAGCCAGGGGCCACACUGAGAGCCGGGAGCCAGGGGCCACACUGACAGUGAGUGUACCCCCCUAUAUCUCCCUGUACCCCCCUAUAUCUCCCUG